AUGUGUACUUUUAACUUAUAUGUCGGUGUACUUUUUUUUAUCGUAUCAAAAAUUUCUGGAAAUGAUAAUAUUACUUAUCCAAAUUUUCCUAGACAAGCAGAAUUUAUUCGUGAAAAUAUCAUAACUCAAGGUCAAUAUAAACGUGUAUCAUCUGAAUUUAUUUUUGAUUCGUAUAAUGAUCGUCUUAUUGAAAUUAAUGAUGAAAAUAUAAUCUAUUCGAAUUAUACAAUACUUCGAAAAUCUAUUUAUCCAAGAAAUCAUUUAAAACAAUGUAAUGUCUAUCCAAUAGAUGUUAAUAAUCCACCUGAUGGAUUAUCUGCUUGGACAAAUCCGGAUAUGGGAACAACACAUAUUCGACCAUUGAAUGAUAUUUUCAAUUUUCCACUAAAUGCUAUCUAUCUUGGUGAAACAAUGUUACGUGGAUAUAUUUAUGUGAAUCAAUGGAUAUCAACAAUAUCCAAUGAUUUAGAAAUGAUUUGGUCAUUUUCGAAAUCAAAUUAUCCAAUGCCUUGGAAUCCGGAAAAUUUUUCUAUUCCUGUACAAAUUAUUAAACGACAAAAAUCAGAUGGAGUUAUUCUAGAAGUAACAAAUAUUUUUAGUUAUAAAACAAUAAUUACUAAAACACAUUUAAUAUCACCACCAAGUGGGAUUUUUUGUGUAAAUUUAACUGCAGCAGAUGAUCUUAUAAGUCUUCAAGAUGUUGGUAUAAAUUUUCCUGAGAGAUUUAGUGUUCGUAUUGAUGUUUCAAGUACAUCACAAUUUCUUUGGCAUUCAGUUCAUCUUCGUUAUCUUUCAUUAAAUGGACAAAAAUUCAUUCGUUAUGAUUAUACACCAUUUGAUAAUACACAAAAUCCAGUAACAAUUAUACUUGAUAAUACUGACGGUGUACAACGUUCAUAUAAAAUCGAUCGUCACACAGGUUCAUGUAUUAUAAAUGAUUCUGUUGAAAUUGUUUUAACGUCAUCUGUUUUACAUAAUCCAAUUGAAACAUUGAUUAAAUAUGAAAGUCUUCUUCUUACAAAUCCACCGCAUCAUAUUUUUCAAUAUACUGGUAAUCGUCAAUGUCGUGGAUCAAUUUUAUGUUCAAUUUUUGUUGCACAAUUAUCUGGAUUUCCAACUGACUCACAAGAAGAUUGGACAAUGACAAAUAUUGAAUGGGGAUGGUCAAAACGAAAUAUCGAUCAUAAUGAUUCUCCAUAUGAUUAUCCAGUUCAUCUUAAUUUAAAUUUAUAUAGAAAAAAUUCCGAACCACCAGCUACGAUUCAUUAUGAAUUUUAUGAUUAUCAUACAGAAGUUCAUCUGAAUGAAUUUGAUGUUAAUUUAUGUUAUCGAUCAAAUCAACUAUGGUAUAAUCAUUUAGCAUUUCAACUUAAAAUUACAAAUCAAUCAACAACAGAUGGCAUUGAAAAUGUUAUAAUUAAUCGACGACGUUUAGGUGAAUACAUUCGUAAUCAAAUGAUGGGAAUAAUGUCAUUAAAAUAUUUACGUAUAUCUCAACUUGAACUUGAUCAUCAUCCAAAUGAACCAGGUCAUAAUGAUACACUUUAUUGUAUAUUUACUUUACUUGAUCGAACACCUUUUGUUGAUCCAAAUUCUGAAACUGAAGUACUUGAUGCGAAAAAUAAACUUGAAAAUGCUAUUAAUUCGGGUGAAUUUCAUUUUACAACUGAUGAUAAGCUUUCAAUUGAAGCAAUAAAAAAUUCAUUAGAAGAUGUUCGAUAUUUCUAUGUAUUCAAUCCUAAUAUUACAAGUAAUCAAACAAUUUCUUUUAGUAAUACAACUGUACAUGUAAAUCGAACUAUUAUUGAAACAGUUGAAGAAGUUUAUGAAAAAAUUCAAUAUUCAGAUGGAGCGCAAGCUGGUGCAGUUAUUGGUGGAAUGAUUGUUGGAAUUCUAAUAGGACUUUCUCUGACAUUUAUUGUAGUAUUUAUGAUCAAAAAAAAAGCAAAUGCAUCUCCAACUGGUGGUCUUACAUUUCGAAAUUUUAAUUUUCGUGUAAGUAAUAAUCGAACACAAGAUGAUCUAUCAAGUAUUGCUAUGGAAAAUCCAAUACAUAGUAGAAAUAAAACAUCUACCUAA
Messenger RNA from Adineta steineri, 2079 nucleotides. The record is from the annotation of a GenBank genome assembly. NCBI's taxonomy places the organism in Eukaryota, Metazoa, Rotifera, Eurotatoria, Adinetida, Adinetidae.